Acanthisitta chloris (rifleman) is the source of this 848-nucleotide messenger RNA. RefSeq names its product interferon gamma receptor 2 (interferon gamma transducer 1) (gene IFNGR2). The annotation marks the transcript as partial. The record is from RefSeq and is a predicted model, not a curated record. Lineage: Eukaryota; Metazoa; Chordata; Aves; Passeriformes; Acanthisittidae. Gene Ontology annotation, molecular function: protein binding. The transcript is spliced from 6 exons.
AGCCUUCUCCCCAGUUACCAGCACCAAAGGAUGUGAAGAUUUAUUCCUACAACUUCCAGAGCUGGCUGAGGUGGUCUCCAGUUGAGGAUGAGAGAGGCUUGGUGUUAUACACAGUCGAGUACAAAACAGGAGCCUCUGACCACUGGAGUAAUACGAGCUGCACCCGCAUCCCCCAGACCGAGUGUGCGUUCCCCUCCUUCAUCCAGAGGCGGCGCUGGACGGUGACGCUGAGGGUCAGGGCUGAGCUGGGGCAGAUCACCUCGGACUGGAACAAGACAGAGCAAUUUGUGGCAGAGCUAAACACUACCCUGGGCCCCCCAAAAGUGACCAGUGUCAGUGUCAGCUCAGACUCACUGCUCAUCGGAGUCGCUCCCCCCUUCACACCCGAAGCUGGCGAUGACCUCCACUAUCUUGUGUCCUACUGGGAGAACACCACAAGUGCUAUGAGAAAAGAGCUAAAGGAAGACAAGACACUAUUUAAAAUUGGGAAUCUAAAGGAAUUGACACUUUAUUGCUUCAGCAUCCAAGUGGAAUUGGCGACCUUCUCAAAAGACCCAUUAUUAGGACAGCCAAGUGGCCCAGAGUGUCACAGCACUGACAUCAGUGAGGCAGCCAGAGCUGGAUACAUUGUCCUGAUGGUGGUGGUGGUGUUCCUGCUGGCGCAUGUGGUAGGAGGUGGUGUGCUGCUCCUGUGGAAAUACCAUGAGAAAAUCAAGUACUGUGCUCAGCCUCCUCUGCAGAUCCCAACACACUUUGAGGAGUUCUUGAAGGACCCUGGCAUGCCUGGCCUGGAGUUGCUGGACAGUCCUGCUGAGAAUGAUUCCCUAGCUGUUGUGGUGGGAGAAUGA